ACACACAAUACCAAAUUAAAUGAGGGGAUGUGAGGUAGCUAAAGUUAUUUUCGAGCAAUGUUCCUGUGCCCACGAAGAGAUCUGGCACAUUUGGGAACCUAUGAGCGGCUGGUUCGCAUUAGUUCAGUCCUCGAGUCCGUGAAUGUUUGCCUUGACCCGUGAGCCUGCGCUACCUGUCCGCACAGACGCACUGCUCUGGGUUAUCCACGGAGGGGCACUGAGGCGCAGCGACGCUGCGGCUGUUUGUUCAGUCAGCAGUCAUUCAGCUCAUCCAGAAGAAGCUCUCAGUCCACUAGAGCAGGAGGCACAACACAGGCGCCGAGCAGCGGCCGUUUACAGUCCCAUAUCCCAAGUUUCUUCAGUUCAGCCGAACACGUUGAAAGGCUCCAAGUGCCGACGAAGCGACUGCUAGAAGGCGCCGGUCAGCGAAAUAAAACGGUUUUCCAUCGAUGCUUUUGACAGGUGCGUUUAGGAACUGGAGCCUCGGUAAGAUGAAACCCUAGAUGCUCGCCAAGUUUAUUCAUGAUUGCGCAGGAGACGUGAUUUGUGAGCCGUGUUCGGACGUGUGCUGUGAGGUCUUUAUUCGUGUUUUGCACGGACUUCAUCUUCAUCGCGCUCAUCACGGCGGACAAUGAACGCGCUCUCGACGAAAUCCGCAACACUCACCGCGACGCGCGCAUUCGGAACUGCCUGCGGUAAGUGGAUCUGUCCAGCGAUGCACGUUUGAACCGGACAUGGAGCUGCCUUCGCCGUGUCUCCGAGUUGCGGUGCUGAUUUUCUGCAGCGCAGCGGCGCUGCUUCCUGGAUUCCUGCAGAGCGUGAAAGCCUCCAGAUGCGCUAGCCGAGCCUGCAGCCCACCUCUGGGUAACCUAGCGAGUGGCCGGACCCUCCGCACGCGGUCUUCCUGCUGCUCCCCCCUCGGCCCCACCCUCCUCUGCCCCGCCCACUCGCGACGCUGCCUGGACGAGCCCCACCCCCCUGCGCUGAUGGCAGAUGACCCCUUCCUCCACCCCGACACCUGGUGGGGGUCAGGAGCAGCAGCGUGGGGAGAGGACGAGAUCCGCUUGGACCUGGAGGCUCGGUUCUGCCUGACCCACGUGGUGCUGGUGUUCCGCUCACCGCGCCCAGCGGCCAUGACCCUGGAGCGCUCGCAGGACUUUGGAAGCACCUGGGAGACACUGAAGCUCUUCGCCGAGAACUGCAGCGCUGCUUUCGGGGUGCCUAAUGACAUGAGCCAGCAGGGGGCGCUCUGCACAUCCAGAUACUCCAGUGCUGCACCGUGCAUUGGAGGAGAGGUCAUAUUCCGAUCCAUGGGUCAGGGUGGCAGGCUGGAUGACCCCUACAGCCCGGAGGCUCUUUCUCUCCUGACCCUCACUAACCUGCGCAUACGACUCUUAAAGCCUCACCAGUGUCCUGCCCCAUCAGUCUUCCCCUCCAGGGGGCGCCACGUUGCUUUAUACCGGCAGGAAAACAUCCAAAGGUUCUCACCUGUCAUUCCUGAGCAGUCGCGGCCUAGUCUGGUCCACGAGACAGAUCCAGGCCCCUAUGCCAUUUACACACUGGAGGCCCGAGGAACCUGCCUCUGUCACGGACACGCGGAGCACUGCAUGCCUGUCGGACACGGAGGAGACGCUCCACAGAGCAGCAGUGUGGUGCAGGGCAGGUGUGUGUGCACUCACUACACGGCAGGUGCCCACUGCGAGAGGUGCAUGCCACUCUACAACGACCAGCCCUGGAGGCCUGCCAAUGGAAGCAGUGGAGAGCACAACCCCUGUCACAAGUGUGAGUGUCACGGUCAUGCUGACAGCUGUCGCUUCUCCCCGUGGGUGUGGCGCUCUACGGCUCGGCUGAGCGGCGGCGUCUGUGAUAACUGCCAGCACAACACGGCAGGCCGUAGGUGCCAUCGCUGUCGCCCGGGAUACCAUCGGCACCCGGCCAGACCUCUCAACUCACCACAAGCCUGUACACCCUGUUGGUGUGACCCAGUUGGCACAGUUCCGGCACAGAGCAGCAGUGAGAAUGCGUGGUGUCACCCGAGAAGCGGACAGUGUCACUGCAGGUCAGGGGUCGGGGGUACCAGCUGUGGCCACUGCCUGCCUGGCCACUGGGGUUUUGGGCCGGAGGGCUGCAGACCCUGCAAAUGCCCUUUGAACUGUGACCCCGUCACAGGUCAAUGUUUAGACAGGAAAGCCCAUGGCCAGUUUUACAGUGUUCCCAUUGGAGGCGACCUGACUCACUUUCAGCCACAUGAGGAGGCGUGGCCAAGAGAGCUGGCAGUCUCAGCCCUGCACCACACAGGGAAAUGCAGCUGCAAACAGAGGAAGCUGACGAGUGUGUCUGACCUGUGUAGUAUGAAACAUUCUUAUGUGAUGAAGGCCAGCGUACUCUCGGCCCACGAUAAGGGCACGCAUGCCGUGGUGAGGGUGAAGGUGCAUAAGGUGAUGCGCUCGGGGGUGGUGCCGCUCCGGCAGGGCACCCGCAGCCUGUACCCUCUGUCCUGGACCAGCCGAGGCUGCACCUGCCCCGUGCUCAACCCAGGGGGGAGAUACCUGCUGGCAGGCCCAGAAGAGGCAGAAUCGGGUCGCCUGCUCGCCACUGUGCAGAGCCUGGUGGCUCCGUGGACCCCUGCGGUCGGUCUCCUGGUCUCCGAGGCGGUGCAGCAGGGCUGCCUGUGAGUGCAAUGAGGCCCGAGGGCUUCCAGCAUGCUGAACCAGGCCAGGACGAGUCCUGGAUCAUAUAAAGCUCCUGCGUCACACCCCAUCAAAAGAGGUCGAGUUUGGACAGUGUGUAGGAGCACAAGGUGAAGUGAAGCAAAGCCGCGCUGGACCGUCUGGCCACUGUCUGUUUCUUUAUAUGGUUUGUUCUGCCUAGCUACAGAGUGGCCGUUUGACUCUUCUAAGAUCUGUGUACUGUCCAUGCUGAAAUUAUACAUUUCACUUGUGCUGUUCAUACUGGUUGUGUACUUAUGUAGACACACAUUAUCAAAGAUCUCUCAUAUUGCUGGGCAACUGUGUCACUAGGUUGUUAGAACUUCUGUUUUCAUUUAGCGCGUCAACAAAAGUGGCCACCAUUCCAAAAUAUUUUCCCUUUUUGAUGUUUUCCAGCUCCAUCUUAAGAUUAGCUAGGCUACUGGACUCCUGGACCAUUGUCAGUGUCUCGGUCCAGCACUAGGUCAAUCCAGGUCUAUCCAUCAAAAUCAAAGACACCAGCCUCCAGGAAAAGACUGCCAUACACAGACAGGGGCAGUUUUCACUCUGUUUUCGUUUAAUCACAUCAGGAUGAAUGAGGAAAUUAUGCAUUAAAUCUUUCACCGGCUGAGCUAUGAUCCUUACUAUAAAGGAUCCGAGUGUGUUCAGCACAGGGGUGCCCCCUAGUGGGCUAACUCGGUAAGAGGGAUGACUGAAAAUAAACUAGGCCUGAGUACAAAAGCUAGUAACAACUUUGAGAUCAAGGACACACAAACAUGGUUCAUAGACUGGAAAUGUGGAGGCGAAGAUGGUUUAUGCAUACAGGUCUUAGUCUACCCCCAACAGAACCACACACACGGGCCCUAGUCUCCACGGAACAGCACCACACAUUAUGAUGAUCCCACCUGACUGUUAUUACUCUGUAGGUCAGCUGAUUAAUGCCCAUGACAGCCUUGCUGACUGUGUACUCAGUUCCUGGUACCCAUCCACCCAGAUUGGAUAACUGGCCAAUCACAUCACAAACAAUUAUUGAUGGAAAUGGUAAAAUAGCUCUACACCCACCCACACCCACACACUGCCCCAUCUUUUUGAGCAUGUAAAACAUUGCUAUCUUAAGAAAAGUCUGCAGGGCACUGCUCCUGGUUUGUACAUGCCCAGUGGAGCUCACCUCACCUGUUACUGUCACAGACAAAAGGUUUUAUUAGGAGAGCAACAGUAUUCCAACCUCAACACAAUGUCAUCUGAGCAGCACUAGGCCCCCACUGUAGACUGAUCUGUGAACAUAGGUAAAAAAGGACAAAGCACCCAAGCAUAGCUAACGGAGGUAAAUGGACCAGGCUGACCUGAAUGAGAAUCAUGCGUCAGCUUCGUCAAUCAGAAAAGCUGAUUGGCAGACUGAAAAAAACAGUGUAAGGCUUUGACAGCAACAUUCAUUACUAUUAGUAGCAUUAAGAUCUAAUUAACAUCAGU
This is a messenger RNA of Electrophorus electricus (electric eel), 4157 nucleotides long. Its product is annotated as netrin-4. The record is from RefSeq and is a predicted model, not a curated record. NCBI's taxonomy places the organism in Eukaryota, Metazoa, Chordata, Actinopteri, Gymnotiformes, Gymnotidae. Gene Ontology annotation, biological process: tissue development; animal organ morphogenesis; basement membrane assembly. Gene Ontology annotation, cellular component: laminin trimer. Gene Ontology annotation, molecular function: protein binding.